AAAGUAGUGUAAAAGUGGACUUAGUCUUUCUUUGUUGUUGAAAGGUUGAAAGCUUGCUUCUUUCUUUGUGCUUCGGCGGUGUGUAUUGGCCAUAGGAGUCGAGCACUUACAACUUACAACCACGAUGGAGGCAAAGCAAAGCGCUGUGGAAGAUAAGGCAAAGGAAAGCAACACUGAAGGUGCUAAGGAGGAGGAGCACCAUUUCGAUCAGCCUCCUCUGACGAGAGCUACCGGUAUGCAUAAUGAGGAGGAGCACCAUGUCGAUCAGCCCCCGCGGAACGAGAGCCAUCGUCUGACAGUGGCAAUUCGUGGUGAAGCAAAGAACCAGAACCACGAAGUAAAGGACACCAAUGAUGAGACAUCUGACCACCAUGGCAACGAGUCAAGACUCGAGUACUACUCCGAUCAGAGGGAAAGGAUAGUACGCCAUGUUCUAGGUGAGGAUGUUGAAGAUGAUUCAAGUUUUCAUGGAACUGUUGAAAAAAGUUUGGUUGGAGAAGGAAGAAAAGAAGGAGCCAAAAACGAGUUUCAACGGGUAUUGGUGGCCAACGAACGGCAACAGCCAGAAGAUGACUCAGGAGGCUACGCUCAAGGGCAGCAACGUCGACUCUCACAAGUUGGAGCCUUUGCAGUGGGAGGAGUCGGUGAGGGAGAAGAAACAAGUGGUGCAAGGAACAACCACAGUGACGAUAACAACAAUGAAGCAGUCAUCGACGGAGCUGUUCUUGUUAGCAAUGCUAUGUGUCUUGCAGAUCAAACAGUCUUGAUGGAAGAAGGGACAAACCAUAUUGGCAACAAACAAGAAGUGAUUGAAGGAACAAUCAUGCACAGCAGUGAUGGGCAAAGAAGAAAUGUUUAUCCCUGGUUAGGUGUGGCAUUCCUGGUUGUGACUGGUAUGGUGGUUUUUCUUGCCUUGUACCUUCCUUCGAGUUCCAACUCAUCGAGUGGUGGUAGGAAUAAGAGUCAGACUGUGCACAACGCUGCCAAUAACUCUCUCAUCAUCUAUCCACCCUUUCAGGAUGAUUUGCCCACAACCACUCUCAAGGCAAUCCUCAACACAUCCACCCACGAGUAUCUUGCCAAUGCCUGGAUGUGGAAUGACCCUAAUUUUGCCAGCUACUCUCAUGAAAGGCAACUUCAAAGGUUUGACUUGGUAUUCUUUUUCUAUCUCACCGAUGGUCCUGGAUGGUUCCGAAAUGAUCACUGGCUCAGCUAUGAUAGGAAUGAAUGUGACUGGUUCACACAGGCUCAAAAUGAGAGCAUCAUGCACUAUGACAAUUAUCCUGUUUGUGACCAGAACAACACUCUCCGCAUUCUCAACCUAAACUCCAACAAUCUACAGGGAACCCUUCCAGUAGUGAAUAGAUUCCUGGAAAAUAUGUUGACAUUUGAUAUUGGGAACAACCAAUUGCACGGUGCUGUGCCAACAGGAGCUGCUGCAGCUAACGAAGUCCUGGAGGUGUUCAUUGUAUCCAACAACCACUUUGAAGGACAGCUACUAUCUAGUGGUGGCUUCAGACCUUUGGGGAUUCGGGUGGUCAAGUUGGAUGACAACUUCCUUCUUGGAUACAACGAUCCGCUUUUCUUGUUUCUAAACAACUUGGAAAUCCUGGAUGUUUCAGGAAACCUCUUUGGUCGCUUUGGCAGCAAAAUUCUUGAAACAAUUCGAAGCCCCAGCCUCCGCUACUUUGGAAGUACAGAGAAUUUGUACACUGGAACCAUCCCAACAGCACUGGGAUUUCUCCCAGCUUUGGAAACAGUUGAUGUCCGUGGCAAUGCUGGUUUGUUUGGUUCGAUACCCACAGAGCUUGGUGAGUUGACCAACCUGGCUCUAUUGGAUGUGUCCUAUACAAACAUUUCUGGACCAGUUCCUACCAAGCUCUGUGAACGAGUUGAAACUGGCUUGCUGGAGAUUCGGGCCAACUGCAGCCUUGUGGUCUGCUGCUCUGUGAACUCCACCCUACCCAAUAGAUCCUAGAAUUUACUCGCUGGGCCAAGUAACGCAGGUGUGGCAGGUCAGAUUCCAACGGAAUUUGGUAACCUGAUGAAUCUAGCCUUGCUGGAUCUUUCAGGUACAAAUGUAUCUGGGCCAGUACCUGCCAAGCUGUGUGAGAGAGUACAAAUGGGCCUAUUGCAGAUUCAUGCUAACUGCAGCCUGAUGGACUGCUGCUAGCUAUAGCGCUGGUUUGAAAUGCCACCGAACGGAGGUUGACAUGUUUGCUCUUUCAGAACUUAGUUUUCUGCUUACAAGGGAUAAAACCUGACCUUGAAUCACUCAUUCUUCUCUCGAGUGUCGGCAACGAAACAGAAACGUGCAUCCAGGAUAGACUAGUCUAGUCUAGACGUGUUGUUCAUAUGCAGCAAUGCCCAGAAGAAGAAACAGUCUACUACUAGCUAGUACAGCAGCAUCUUCUGACAAACACAACCUUUCGGCCUAUCUAUGUUUCAAUCCUUUAUUUGAUUGCCAACAGCUCGACGUCGAAGUACAGAGUAGCCCCUCCGGGAAUGAUGCCUCCAGCACCUCGGUCGCCAUACCCAAGUCUUGAGGGGAUCACCAGUUGACGUCUCUCGCCUACUGACAUGGUAGAAAAUGCUGGAGAGUUUACAGAGAAAUUCGAUGAGAAAACAGUGACGACCAAAAGAAGCGAUUCAGUGAUCGGUUGCCAACAAGUGAAUAAAUGCAGUCAAAGAUUACACUAGCUAGUGUUUGUUGAGCACUCACCUUCAUCCCAUCCUCGAAUGACUUGUCCUGCUCCGACACGAAAGCUAAAGGGACGACCCCGAUCUCGAGAGGAAUCAAACUUUUUGAUGGAAUUAAAUUCAUCCAGCCAUCCAGUAUAGUGGGCCUGCACGGUUGCGCCCGCUGGAGGCACACUGCCGUUGCCUUCUUUGGUCACCUUGUACUUGAGGCCAGAUUCCGUCGUCACAAAGUCCUUGAAGGGAUCUUCAUCGUCGGCCACAGCAGGAAUUGGAUUGGAUGCAAUCGUUGCGACAACGGUGGCUCCAGCUAUUUGGCCAAAGGCACGACGGUCCACAGAAGGCGGAGAAGUCUUCAUCGACAUGGAAAAUGAUGACACCCGAUUCGCCAACAUCAGAGCGGCGGCAACGAAAGCGAUAAACUUGAACAUCUUGAAAUCCUUUCCUUGCUUUAACGAAGACUUGCAGCAGUGGGCUCUUUUUCUCGUCUCUUCGCAAUGUGAUGGCGAUAAAUGUGAUGGUUGGGGUCUUGUGAGGCUAUGAAGGUGGUUGGUUGGUUGCCUGGGUCGACAUCGAUCAAUCGAUCAAGCAGUUGAUGUGCAAGCUCCGAGCGGGAAGAGAGCAAGAGGUGACAGGAGGGUACGUACUUCAAAAAGAUACGGCAAGAUAUUCAUUAGGGAUCAGGUAUUGACAACCAAACCUCCGCGUUUCCAAUGAAUCAUGGGUGUAUGCAAUGGGCAAUGCGA
Messenger RNA from Seminavis robusta, 3443 nucleotides. Lineage: Eukaryota; Bacillariophyta; Bacillariophyceae; Naviculales; Naviculaceae. The record is from the annotation of a GenBank genome assembly.